UGUUCAUCUACAAGUUGUGCUUGUCGCAACCUCGCACCCUCGGACUACGGCAAACGUCUUGCGAAGUACGGCCAUGGCGCGGCAUCGUCGACAUGGAUACCGAGUCAAGUCAGGUCGAAGAAGUUGACGAUGAUGACCCUGCAUCGCCCACGACUACUGAUUUUCGUUCUUCACCACAACGACAGCUAGUGGACGAACUGCGCAACGGGCUUCAGUCUCCUACAUUGUCAAUCAUAGAAAGGACCAUACCAUCAGUGAUCGAUCAACCUUUCGCGCAAGGCGAAAAUGCCGAGACUUACUUCUCCCGGCAGAACCGAUAUUUUGGGCCAGCAUCUACCUGGAAAUCCUGGACCGAGGAAGAGAGAACCUUAGCACAGAGCCUAGAUCGGGUACGCAGCCAGGACUUGGGUAUCCAUUUGAUCAACACGUCUGCUUUGAAGAAGAAGAGCAGAAUAUCGCGUGCAGAAGGGAGAUGGAAGAAAGUUAGGAAAGGCAAGCAACGAGCUGCGUCGGUCCUCUCGACGACGGGAGAUGAUCCGGAAGAAGAGGCAUCUAGCGGCGCAGGUGUAUUUUCAAUACCGAAGUAUUGGACAGCGUGGCCCAUGCCUGCUGACGAGGUGCCCAGGGAGGAGUUGCUUCCACGAACAGGUACAAGGCAGGGAAUACGAUUGGAUGGUAUUUCGCGGCCGAGUGCAAGCUUGGAAGAUUGGAUUGUUGCAACUGCUACCAAAAUAGCCCGAGACACUUGGAAUGCACGACGAUGGGAGCAUAGGUCUCCAGUGCCAUUCGAGAGGGACAUGAAGAUAGAUCAUGGACCAUCCAAGGUCGAGGUUGAUGACGCUGGAGAUGACAGCUUCGAAGAGACCGACUGGGAGGAAACAUCAGAUUCCGAAUCUGAAGACCCGGACUUCCCGGUCUUCUCAUCUCGACCAUUCCCACCGUCAGAGUCUGCCGGGACGCAAGAGGACGCACAGUUCAAAGCAGAAAGAGAAGAUGGAACCGCCACUCCAGAGCGCAGACCAGUCCCGCUGGCGGACGACGAACAAGCUAAGCGGCUCUUCCUUCCUAGUGCUCGGCACAUCUUGUCCAAAGUUGACGAUCUAUUGCUUGGUCUACAUCACGCGAGGUAUGCUUACGCAUCCAAACCAACGGGCAAAAGAAGAGGCCGAUAUUCGCAUACGCCUGAAGAGCAUUCGGCAGAUCAAGAUCGAGAAAAAAGCAGUUCUCUUCCCGCGAGCGAUUCGAGGAAACGUGCAUCGUCGGCAGACACCGCAAUUCCGAAUGUUUCAUCAGUCCUGGCAAGAUCUUCAAAAGGACCACGCCGAUCUCAGAACCUAGCGUUGCGAGGCUGGAGCGAUGUUGUUGGUAUGGCGUCCCUCACAGGAUGGGACCCGGCAGUAGUGGCGCGAGCCAGUGAGCGCUGUGCAGAGCUAUUUGGCGAGAACAUGCUCUUUCGCACCCUCCAUGAAGGUGCGCCUACGGAAGGCAACGAAUCGUACUUUACGGAACAUCUUGCCUUCGAGACCGAGGGAUCCGAGGAACCAGUCGAACAAGAGCAAGAGAAGUUGCGGAGAUGUCCUCACGAGUCAUGUCCGAGACACACCCUCCCUUUCCGCAAACAAUGGCGCCUCCAGAGACAUUUGGCGGAAGUACAUCGGCCUGGUAGGACAGCCGCGCCACCCCGCAAACCUAGACUGGUGCAGUCGAGAAGUACCAGUCUCGAAGUUAGUGACGUCGAGAUAGACAUGCUCGCACCACCGGAUGCAAUAGUCUGUCCUAUGAAGAGUUGUCAUCGUGGCCAGAAGCCUUUCUCCACGGGGAGAGCGCUAUACGAUCAUGUCCGGAGAAUGCAUCCACAUGUGGAUGUGCAGAAGGUGAAGCGUCUGGAGGCCGCUAGACGUGGGGAGCGUAGAGGGAGACCGACAAAGGAGAGACGCUUGAGGAGCGUAGACCAGCAACGGUGGAGUCGCAGGAUUGAUUUAUCGACCACUUCUUCGGAUGCAUGAUGGCCAUGAUGGUGUAUGAGUAUCUGGGGCUAGAAGAUCAGAUGUCGCUACCAGAUGAAAUCGUGAAACGAUCGACAUAGAGCUAAUGCUUGGGACGAGGCUCGGGAUAAGUUUUGUAUAGUGAUUGGUGGAGACCUGCUUAGUAAUUGACGCAAGGCUUCACUUAGAGAUACCACCAUUGAAGUCCACCUUCGACAACUUCCAC
Molecule: messenger RNA, 2211 nt
Organism: Exophiala viscosa
Lineage: Eukaryota; Fungi; Ascomycota; Eurotiomycetes; Chaetothyriales; Herpotrichiellaceae
Exons: 1
Coding region: 93-2006 (637 amino acids)
Source: RefSeq, a predicted model, not a curated record